Daldinia childiae is the source of this 1446-nucleotide messenger RNA. Its product is annotated as Bloom syndrome protein. Gene Ontology annotation, molecular function: ATP binding; 3'-5' DNA helicase activity; nucleic acid binding. Gene Ontology annotation, biological process: double-strand break repair via homologous recombination. The transcript is spliced from 2 exons. The coding region runs from base 1 to 1446 and encodes 481 amino acids. Gene Ontology annotation, cellular component: chromosome; cytoplasm. The record is from RefSeq and is a predicted model, not a curated record. NCBI's taxonomy places the organism in Eukaryota, Fungi, Ascomycota, Sordariomycetes, Xylariales, Hypoxylaceae.
AUGCCCGCCCUAGUUAGGUCCAACUCAUUUAUUUUCCCUGAUCUCGACUUUACGUUACGACGUCAGUUCAACAAGACUGGCUUUCGUCCAUUCCAGCGAGAGAUCAUACAAGCUGCGCUGGAUGGCAACGAUGUCUUCGUUCAAGCAGCCACAUCCUUCGGGAAGAGUUUAUGCUUUCAGCUUCCUGCCGUAGUAGAUCAAGGCAUUACUAUUGUUGUAUCGCCAUUGCUGAGUCUUAUGAUGAACCAGGUAGAAGCUCUUCGAGCUGCCGAUAUUAACGCUAGCUCGUUGAAUAGCAACACGCCUCUGGUAGAAAAGGAUCGCAUUAUGAAUGAUCUCAAAACUGGUCACCCCCGAACUCGGCUACUCUAUGUAACCCCAGAGCUUUGCGCCCAGGACCGUUUCCGGGAUAGGUUGAGGGUGGUUCACGAGCAACGAGAACUUGCGCGUAUCGCUAUUGACGAGGCGCAUUGUAUCUCGGAAUGGGGCCACGACUUCCGCAAGGAUUUCAAGAGACUGGCAUGGUUUCGAGAAUCGUUUCCGGACGUACCUAUUAUGUGUUUGACAGCAACGGCCAACGAUCAGGUGCGCAAUGAUAUCCUCGCCACCCUUAGAUUAGACGUGAACCCGGAAAGGCUGAAAACGUUCACAAUGACUGCCCACCGGCCAAAUCUCCACUUCGAGAUUCGAUUCACACGUGAUGAAGAUGAUCAGCGUCUAGACGACUUCCUCAGAUGGAUCCGUGGCGUAUAUCAGCGUAGAGCCAAGGAUCCACGAAAGAGUGAGCUUACCACCAUCGGUGAGCGAGCUGAUAAUGUUCCUGGAAUCAUCUACACUAUUUCGCGGGAUGAGUGUGAAAAUCUUGCCUCGCAGCUCAGACAGGAAGGCAUCGGUGCCCAACCGUUUCAUGCAAAACUGUCGAAAGAAACCAAGGAACGCGUUCUUGCUAAGUGGGUGUCUAACGAACCUGGGUAUGACAUAAUUGUAGCCACAACCGCGUUCGGAAUGGGUAUUGACAAGAACAAUGUCCGGUUUGUUGUUCAUUGGAGACUCCCUAAAUCCUUCGAGGGAUACUAUCAAGAAGCUGGACGAGCUGGGCGUGACGGGAACGCGGCGUACUGCUUUCUCUACUACAGCCGUGAAGAUAGAGACCGAGUCAGCAGCCUGGUCGUGCGAGAUCGCAAUUCGGUUUCGAAUUCCAAUUUCGAGGCACGCGCCAAAAGCCUACAGGCUCUAGCCCAAUACUGUGAAAGCACAAAUGCUUGCCGACAUAAGCUCAUCUGCAAAUAUUUCGGAGAAAAUGACACUCCAGCAUGUGAUUAUGCAUGCGACUGGCAUAAAGACAGCGCUGAUCUUCAGCGGCGUUUGCUCAGGGGACUGGCAAGUGAGGAGUGGGUCAGCACGCAGAGAGAGGAAGGGAUGUAUGAAGUAGAUUGGGAUGAGUAA